This is a messenger RNA of Geosmithia morbida, 4128 nucleotides long. RefSeq names its product cell cycle checkpoint protein. Gene Ontology annotation, molecular function: oxidoreductase activity. The transcript is spliced from 3 exons. The record is from RefSeq and is a predicted model, not a curated record. The coding region runs from base 1 to 4128 and encodes 1375 amino acids. Lineage: Eukaryota; Fungi; Ascomycota; Sordariomycetes; Hypocreales; Bionectriaceae.
AUGUCGGGUAUACUUUCCCAUGUGCCCAUUGUCAACAGGCUGGCAGGGUCUGGCUCGCGGCCUGGCAUGAUCGAACUGCCCCCGGUUGAAAUCCACCAAGUCGAGACGAGCCCGGACCGCCGUGCUCGCGGGCUCAAACACCUGAUCAAGGCCAAUCAUGUCAACUACUCGAUCGUCUACCGCAACUACGGGUUUGACAAUCACAAUGCUCAAAUACUCAGCUCGGCCUAUCUCCUAGGCGCAGAUGAGACCAAGCUCGCUGAAAUCUACGAGGCCAGGGCUGAGGUUCUUGAGCCAUGGCAGCCCUCGCCUGCUGAGGUGAUUGACGAAGACUGGGAUGACUUCGUGGGCGACAGACGGUAUCAGCGUGCCUACAUCGACUAUUUUGAGGACAAGCUUGCCUUGGAAUUUGCCUACGACUGGAAGAAGGAGGUCAGCCACUUUAUGUUUGACCUGGAUGAGCCUCUCUUUCAUGGCUUGAUCGGAGGGCUUGGCCAUCCGCUCGUCCACCUUGGAUAUGCAUACGAGGUAGACAGCAGGGAGUUGGCCAUGGAAGCUUUGGCCCUCACAGCCAUAGAGUACAAUUUCCUUCACAAGUAUAUCAGUGACCGCUCUUAUACAAGGUCGUCUCCCAUCCAGUCUGAUUCGCCAAUGGACCUUAUAGGAAAAUUGGUGGAUGACGAGAGAUUUGACAGCAUUAAGAAUCAGAACCUCGAUCAGCUCGAGUCCAUAUUUGAGCAGCAUGAAUCUUUCAUCAUGGAGUACUGGAACGGCUGGAAACUUGACGACCCCUUGAAGCAGUUUGAGCUUUCGCAGGAAGCAGCCGUUGCGCUUCUUGUGGCCACUGCCGCACCCGGAACACGCUCAUACAACUUCUUCAUUGCCCACAUAUUAACCACCAGCCAUGCCGUGCGCGUGCUGCUACCCAUAUUCCCUGCUGAGCAUCGGGUGACCCUAGUUAGGGAGUGGUGGCUCCUCGCCCUAGCCAUCUUUGUCGCAAAGGGCCGCCCCAAGCCUGACUCUGAGAAUAUCAAUGAGGAUAUAGGAGAGAAAGGCUGGAAGCACGUCGAAUACCAGGCCUUGAAUUCACCCUGGUCAACCAACGCGCACUAUGUCAACGGUGAGUUUCCUUUCCCUGUCCGGAUGGACCUGACCCACGAGGUGAAAGCAGCUGAACCGAUCAAUACCAUGCAAUUGAACGGACUACCACCACCAGCUCUCGGAGCCAUCCAACAACACCACAGUUCAUACACGACUCGUCGUACGCAUAUCUCACCGGGAACUACCGUAUCGAGGUCCGAAUGGAACAGGAGCAGCAUCGCCAAUGCCCGGAUUGCGCUGAUGGCUCCGCCCGCGAAGCGCCGCCGGCGGAAAGUCGUCGAUGCUUCUGACGACGAUGACGACAAUGGCCAACACCAACAAGAAGACGUGUCGCCCCUGAAAAACAGCAACAAUACCUUGGCCAACUUUCUCCUCGCAUCUCCCAGCUCUCCCACAAAGACACGAGCCUCCACAGCGUCUCCCAGUCCCGUCAAGCCGAAGCCGAGGCCGGGGAUCCGCAAGCCGAGCAAGGGCAGCAGCAGCAGCCAGAAGGAUGGCAGCGGUGCCAUUACGAAGAAGUCGACAUCAGCAAAAGGGAAUUGCGGAGACGAGAAGGGAAAAUCGGCCGAUCUCAAGUCGCUUUUCUCGAAACAGGCACAGCGGGCCCCCGCGCGGCAUACAGACGGCACCCCUGUCGACGACCUGAUUAGCGAUCCCAUAUCCGAGGACGACGACGACAUAUCAGAGGUCAAGGCUAGCUCGUCGAGCCUUGUAGGACAACAAGCGAGAAAGAGACUCAGGAAUUCAACAGCAGAGUCGUCGUCACAUCUGCCGUCGUCAUCGGCGGCGACCUUGACGACCCGCUUCCGCAAGCCACCGCUGUCCCAGCCGCCAGUGAAACCUACAAACGCGAACAGCAACAACGCCUACAACGAUGACGACCAACGGCCAUGGUCGGAACGCUUCGGACCGAAGAACCUCGAUGAACUGGUGGUGCACAAGAAAAAGGUGGCCGACGUGCGCAGGUGGAUCCAAGAGGUCACGGCCGGCCGUAUGAGGCAGCGGGUACUGGUCCUCAAGGGUCCGGCCGGGUCAGCCAAGACGGCGACGCUGCGUCUGCUGGCGAGAGACAUGGGCAUCGAGGUGUUGGAGUGGAAGAACCCGGCCAACAAUGCAGGGCUGGGGUUUUCGUCUGCAUCAGCCAAGUUUGACGAGUUUCUCGGCCGCGGGGCCAAGUUUGGAGCUCUAGAGAUGGACGAUGACGACGACGGCAGUCGUAGCGGUGGCGGCGCGGCAGCAACGGCAGCAGUCGACGGAAACGAGGACAAGUCGAAGCGACUGAUGAUGAUUGAAGAGUUCCCGAACACAUUCUCACGCUCCUCGACAGCUCUGACGUCGUUCCGGAGCUCUAUACUGCGCUAUCUUGCGGCGCACGUGCCGUCCCUCAACAGCGUCUUCUCGCACCAGCACAAGCAGCAACGAGAAGCGUCCAUAAAGCCGAUUGUCAUGAUCAUAUCGGAGACGCUGCUGACGACGACGUCGGCCGCGGCCGACAGCUUCACGGCCCAUCGGCUACUGGGACCGGAAAUCCUGCGGCACCCGGGCGUGGGCGUGAUAGAGUUCAACGCGGUCGCUCCGACGCUGCUAGCCAGGGCACUGGACCUGGUGGUGCAAAAGGAGGCGCGGAAAUCGGGACGCAGGAGGACGCCCGGACCCGCGGUGCUGCAGCGGCUAGGCGAGAUCGGCGACGUCCGCAGCGCCAUCUCGUCGCUCGAGUUCCUCUGCCUCAAGGGCGACCACGAGGCCGACUGGGGCGCCAAGGUGGCGUUCACAAAGCAGAAGAAGAGCGUCAGGGACUCGAUCAUGCUGACACAGGGCGAGACCGACAGUCUGGAGCUGAUAUCCCAGCGCGAGGCGAGCCUGGGCAUCUUCCACGCCGUGGGCAAGGUGGUCUACAACAAACGUGAGGAGGUGCCGUCGACGGACAGCGCAGAGGUGAGCCUGCCGCCUCACAUGGCGCAGCACGCACGGCCCAAGCGCUCGCAGGUGUCCGUCGACGCGCUGAUGGACGAGACGGGCACGGACACGCACACCUUCAUCUCGGCGCUGCACGAGAACUAUGCGGCCUCGUGCGAGAGCACGGGACCCAUGGACCUCUCCACGCCGAUGGACUACAUAAACGACUGCAUCGAGUCCCUCUCGGAGAGCGACCUGCUCUGCCCGUCGCGCGACAUCUUCUUCGGCGGCAGGGGCUGGUCGCUCGGCGGUGGGAGGGACAUGGGAAGCCAUGUGCUCCGCCAGGACGAAAUCAUGUUCCACGUCGCCGUGAGGGGGAUGCUCUUCUCCCUUCCCGACCCCGUCCAGCGCAAGAUGUCGACGUCAUUCAAGGGGUCCGACGCCUUCAAGAUGUUCUACCCGCAGAGCCUCAAGCUGUGGCGUGCGAAGGAGGAGAUUGAGGGUAUGGUGGACAUGUGGUCGUCAAACAUGCUAAAGGGGGAGUGGUGGGCGCCUACGAGAAACCUGACGGAUGGAGCCAGUGCGUUUCGAAGACCACAGAUUGCACCCCCACCACCACCACCACCACCACCACCAUCAUCAUCAUCACUGCCGACGACAAUGACUCAGCAGCAACGGCAACGGCAGCAGCAGCAGCAGCAGCAGCAACUAUACACAGAUAACAACAACAACAAAAACAACGAUGACGGACCACUCAUAUCUCUCGGCAGCGCUGCACGACGCGAGAUGCUCCUAGAACGACUACCGUACAUGGCACAGAUAGCCCGUAGAACUGCCCACGGCAACAGGUCGUGUCCCAUACCCAUCCGUCUCCGCGACCUGGACAAGGUGGUCGCCUUCAAAGGCGUCGCGUCGGUAGACGAGAAGGCAGAGGACGACGAGGACGUCGAAGAGGAUGCCGAACAGGCUGGUGGUGGCGCAACCGGUGACGCCGACGAUGCCUGGGCGACUGACAAGCCGUCGGAUGAAGUGUCGCCCCGGAAGAAGAGGGCGGCGGGUAUAAAGUCCGGGGGCAUGACGGGUAUGCUGGCGCAGAGAUUGGUUCUUAGUGAUGAUGAUAUCGAGGACUAA